Molecule: messenger RNA, 1648 nt
Organism: Clupea harengus (Atlantic herring)
Lineage: Eukaryota; Metazoa; Chordata; Actinopteri; Clupeiformes; Clupeidae
Gene: zdhhc20a
Product: zDHHC palmitoyltransferase 20a
Molecular function (GO): palmitoyltransferase activity
Source: RefSeq, a predicted model, not a curated record
AAUACAAACAGGAAACUGCAAAAAAGACUAAAUGUGGGUUUACUAGACUACGACAUUAUAAUUUGGUAUUGUAUGCUUUAAGAACCUCACGUCCAUUGGCUAUUAUAUUCUAUUCAGUUAAAAUUACACAAUUUGAUCUGCUAAUGCAAAAAUAUCUCAGCAAACCUAUUUUAUACAACCAACAAUAGCGGUAUCAGUAAAGUAAGGGGGCUACUGCGUUCGAAUCAAAUCCGGAUGGGCCGUGUCGGUAUCCAUGAAACAGCUUUACAGUACAGAUGUGCAGUGAUUUCAUCUCAUGGUCAAACCCGUCUUUGUGCUCCUCUCUCUUCCCUGCUACCCAUCGGAGGACCUGACGUCACACAAACCCUCUUUUCUGCAGGCGGAUUAAAGAUGGCGCCCUCGCACGUACUAAGAUGCUGUCAGCGGGGCUUAUCCUGGAUACCUGUUAUUUUCAUAAACCUAGUCGUUUGCUGGUCUUAUUAUGCUUAUGUCAUGGAGCUCUGCAUAUAUACAAUCCCCAACGCGGAAGAACAAGUCAUAUAUCUGGUGGUCUUUCAUCUCUCCUUUGUCAUGUUUAUGUGGUCCUACUGGAAGACCAUCGUCUCCAGGCCAACCAACCCCUCCAAAGAGUUCUGUCUUCCUAAGGCAGAGAAGGAGCAGUAUGAGAAGGAGGAGCAGGCGGAGGUGCAGCAUGAAAUCCUCAAGAAAGUAUCCAAAGGCCUGCCUAUAUACACACGGACUGGAGGAGGAGCCAUGCGCUACUGCGACCACUGUCAGGUGAUCAAACCAGACCGCUGCCACCACUGCUCCACCUGUGACCAGUGUGUGCUGAAGAUGGAUCAUCAUUGCCCAUGGGUAAAUAACUGUGUGGGCUUCUCCAACUACAAGUUCUUCGUUCUGUUCCUGGGCUACUCCAUGAUCUACUGCCUGUUCAUCGCUAGCACAGUGCUGCAGUACUUUAUCAAGUUCUGGACAUGCUUUCUGACCCGGGACAUUCCCCAUCUGCAGGCUAAGCUUUGCCGACGGAGAGCUGCAGAAAACUGUCCUCAGAAUCAGCUGCCGGACACUCAUGCUAAGUUCCACGUUCUGUUCCUGUUCUUCGUGGCCACCAUGUUCUUCAUCAGCAUCCUGUCUCUGUUCACCUACCACCUCUGGCUGGUGGUGAAGAACCGCACCACCAUAGAGGCGUUCAGGGCUCCUGUUUUCAGGAACGGCGCUGAUAAGAACGGCUUCACGCUGGGCUUCAGGAAGAACGUGGCCGAGGUGUUUGGAGACCAGAAGAGAUACUGGGUCCUGCCCAUCUACACCAGUUUGGGAGACGGUCACACGUUCCCCACUCGACUGGUGAACAUAGACCCAGAGCAACUGAUUGGGGAACAGCACAACUCCAAAUGUGCUUUAGAUGGAGAGGCCAUCAGCCAUCUCAGCGAGGGCCAGGCGGGCAGUGCCAAGGAUGGAGGACCCACAGUAACCGUCACUGUGGAGAAUGAGUCCUAGUCAGGGAUGGACUAGUGUGAUGAACAGAGCCACACACUCUGUUUGGUGGUUGAGACCUGGAAAGGACAGAAGCUAUCUUUAUACACACACACACAGACACUCUCUUACACACACACAGACACACUCUCUCUCACACACACACACACACACA